CUGGCAAGGGCUUCCGCUAAUACGGGCCUCACACUCGUGAGUCGUGCCGCCUCCUCUAACUGGAGAUCGCUGGUGCUUCUGCGUUCGCCGCCCACGACUCUCAGGCAAAAACGAAGAUCGAAAGGGACCCUGAAGGCUGAGCGUGAGACCAAAAGAGGUCACGAUUGUUGUUUUUUUGGGGGUUGCUUUUGUUUUUCUCAAGUCGGCGCUCUUCCCUCGAGCUAACUCGGCCGUUAGGAUAUUGGCCGAGUUCUUCAGGGAGAAGGCUUUUGCAUUUCUCAGCAUGGCCGCGAUGAUCGGAGCUGCGAGCGCCGGAAUUUCGAUCGAUUCUAUGCUCCAUAUUCCGGCCUUUCACGGCCUCAGAACCGUUAGUCCGUCCCCGCUACCAGGAGCAUUCGUGGCGCCGCAUGCCGCCAUGCAGGGACGUCCGUCGGUUAUCACGGCUGUGGCGAUGCCUCUGAAACCUGGAACUACAACUGAACCUAAACGUAGCAAGGUAGAGAUAUUUAAGGAGCAGAGUGACUUUUUGAGGUAUCCUCUAAAUGAGGAGCUAAAGACAGAUGCACCAAACAUCAAUGAACCUGCUACGCAAAUAAUCAAGUUUCAUGGAAGUUAUCAGCAGACGAAUCGUGAUGAACGUGGCUCGAAAUCUUACCAGUUUAUGCUUCGUACAAAGAACCCAUGUGGUAAAGUACCAAAUAGACUCUACUUGGCCAUGGAUGAACUUGCAGAUGAGUUUGGAACAGGGACACUUCGUCUUACCACAAGACAAACUUUUCAGCUGCAUGGCAUCCUUAAGCAGAAUCUCAAGACUGUGAUGAGUACUAUUAUAAAAAACAUGGGUUCUACUCUUGGAGCGUGUGGAGAUCUCAACAGAAAUGUUCUAGCCCCAGCAGCUCCAUUUUUGAGAAAGGAUUACUUGUUUGCGCAGGACACUGCAGACAACAUAGCAGCUUUGCUUACCCCACAAUCUGGUGCCUAUUAUGAUUUGUGGGUGGACGGAGAGAAGAUAAUGUCUGCGGAGCCUCCUGAGGUAGUUAGGGUUCGCAAUGACAACUCUCAUGGAACAAAUUUCCCUGAUUCUCCAGAGCCUAUUUAUGGUACUCAGUUCUUGCCACGGAAGUUUAAGAUUGCAGUCACUGUCCCAACUGAUAACUCCGUCGAUAUCCUGACAAAUGACAUAGGAGUUGUUGUGGUCACUGAUGACAAUGGUGAACCUCAAGGAUUUAAUAUUUAUGUUGGCGGUGGUAUGGGAAGAACACAUCGAGUGGAGGCCACCUUCCCACGCUUGGCUGAACCACUGGGAUAUGUGCCAAAAGAUGAUAUACUGUAUGCUGUGAAGGCCAUUGUAGCCACACAACGAGACAAUGGACGUAGGGAUGACAGGAAAUACAGUAGAAUGAAAUAUUUGAUAAGUGAAUGGGGAAUUGAAAAGUUCAGGAGUGUGGUUGAAAGUUACUAUGGCAAGAAAUUUGAGCCAUUUCGGGGGCUUCCAGAAUGGGAAUUCAAGAGCUACCUUGGCUGGCAUGAGCAAGGAGAUGGUGCACUAUUUUGUGGUUUGCAUGUUGACAAUGGGCGCAUUAAAGGAACUAUGAAGAAGGCUUUGAGAGAGGUCAUUGAGAAGUAUAACUUAAGUGUUCGACUCACUCCUAACCAGAAUAUCAUACUGUGUGACAUACGCCGUGCAUGGAAACGCCCCAUAACCACAACUCUUGCACAAGCUGGUUUAUUGCAACCUCGGUAUGUUGACCCUCUGAACAUAACAGCAAUGGCAUGUCCAGCAUUGCCGCUCUGUCCUUUGGCCAUCACCGAGGCAGAACGUGGGAUACCUGACAUUCUGAAGCGGAUUCGAGCAGUUUUUGAUAAGGUGGGACUCAAAUACGGUGAGUCGUUAGUUGUCAGGAUCACUGGCUGCCCCAACGGUUGUGCAAGACCUUAUAUGGCUGAGCUUGGGUUGGUGGGCGAUGGCCCCAACAGUUAUCAGAUCUGGCUUGGAGGAACUCCCAACCAAACGACCCUUGCAAAAUGCUUCAUGAACAAGGUGAAAGUUCAAGAUCUUGAGAAAGUUUUUGAGCCGCUGUUCUACACAUGGAAACAAAAACGUGAACGAGGGGAAUCAUUUGGUGCUUUCACAGACCGGACCGGCUUUGAUAAAUUGCAAGAAAUAGUGGAGAACUGGAAAGGCCCAGAACCAGGUCGCGCACAGUACAACCUGAAGCUAUUCACGGACAGAGAAACAUAUGAAGCAAUGGAUUCUCUAGCCAAGUUGCAGAACAAAAACGCCCACCAGUUAGCUAUGGAAGUUAUUCGCAAUUAUGUUGCGUCACAGCAUAAUGGCAAGAGCGAGUGACAGCAGAUGGAGCCUUUUUCUGUUCUACAAAACUAUCUAGACUUGUUUACUGUUUCAGGAGGGGCAUCACCAAGAUCACCCGGGCGUCUUUUCUUUCUUCUUUCUCGUCAUGGUAAGAGGCCCCAUGAAUGCAGUUCGCCAUGGGUGCAGCGGCGGCACCGUUGAAGGGUCUCCACUUGGCCCAAACAGCAAGGAUGAGCACCUUCUGGAUAAAGUAGCCUAUCCUCGGGGAGGAGCUCGAUGCUUAUCAAAAUUUCCCCCCCUUUUCUGCUACUGUUGUUUUGCAUAUUGACUGGGCUUCUUUCGUAGUCUGCGCUGAAACUUUUUAGCGGAAAUAAAGGUCAACGCGAUAUAUGGCCUGGACACGAGGCCGGUUUGGCGUUUUUUA
Messenger RNA from Nymphaea colorata (pocket water lily), 2738 nucleotides. Its product is annotated as sulfite reductase [ferredoxin], chloroplastic. Bases 284 to 2350 code for a protein of 688 amino acids. NCBI's taxonomy places the organism in Eukaryota, Viridiplantae, Streptophyta, Magnoliopsida, Nymphaeales, Nymphaeaceae. Gene Ontology annotation, molecular function: heme binding; sulfite reductase (ferredoxin) activity; 4 iron, 4 sulfur cluster binding. Gene Ontology annotation, biological process: sulfate assimilation. The record is from RefSeq and is a predicted model, not a curated record. Gene Ontology annotation, cellular component: chloroplast stroma; sulfite reductase complex (NADPH). The transcript has 8 exons.